Molecule: messenger RNA, 720 nt
Organism: Durusdinium trenchii
Lineage: Eukaryota; Dinophyceae; Suessiales; Symbiodiniaceae
Source: the annotation of a GenBank genome assembly
AUGUCCAGCGUCUUCCGCGUGCUGAUGCCCUGCUUGACCUUUCGAGACAUUGCACUCUUGAUGAAAGAGCUCGACACAGGUGGAUCGGAGGGAGGGGGCGGCGAUGAGAAGGUGUCGCGCAUGGAGUUCCUGGCGUGGUUGCAGAAGGGAAGUCCCAAGGCUUUGGAAGUGAAGAAGGAGAUCAUCGCGACCACGGGCAUUCGUUGGGAGCAGCGGAUCAGGAGGGCCUUCCAGACCUACGACAUUGACAAUUCGGGUCUCAUGGACAUGGGCGCAAUGGCCAUGGCAUUGAGAAACCUGGGCUCCCUCACCAACGAAGAGGUCCGGAACGUGUGUGCGGAUCUGGACAAGUCCAAGGAUCAUCGGAUCUCCUACGCCGAGUUUCGCGCUUGGAUCAAGAACGGCAUGGGCUCACGAAGCUUAGGAGAAAUCGAGAAGGCGAAGGCCAUCCUGGCGCCCAGUGACAGUGAUGGCUUGGAAGCGGUCUUCUACAACUUUUGCGGUGCUGGCAAAGCAGAGCUGGAUGGGAAGAGCUUCAUGAAGCUCUGCGAGGACUGCCAGCUGCUGGAUCGCAAGAUGGGAAGCGCGCAGGUGGAUUUGAUCUUCUGUGAUACCCGCGUGAAGAAGAAAGGGCAGCGUACCAUUGAUGUGGUGCAGUUUGAAGUGGCUUUGGAACUCUUGGCAGAAAGGCUGCGGGUGGUCGAGAAGGUGGUGUGUUAG